AUGUAUCUUUCUUUAGCAAAAAACAGGAACAAUUUGUACGUUCUCAAAUCCACAAAGGCAGAAAAAAUACUAAUAUCAGGAAAAACAGCAAUAGGUGCUCGUCUGAGAUUGAAAAAUGGCAAAACAUUGGACGUAAAAGCUUCAAAAGAGGUGAUUUUGUCAGCUGGUAGUAUUGCAACUCCACAAAUAUUGAUGCUUUCUGAAAUUGGCCCACGAGAUCAUCUUGAGGACAUUGGGAUUGAAACUUUAGUUGAUUUGCCAGUGAGAAAGCAUUUAGAAGAUCAUAUGAUCAGUUAUGGAGUGCCAAUGACUUAUGUCAAUAAAACAGGUCCAUCUGUGAAGCCUAACUGUAUUUUGGACGAAGCUUAUAAAUUUUUAAUUGACAGAAGUGGUGCUUUAUCAUCGACUGGUGGAUCUGAUUUAAUGAGUUUUUUAAACGUGCACGAUCCAACAUCAAAGUACCCAGAUAUGCAAUUUCAUCACUUUCAUAUUAAAAAGGGACAAAAAUUCCACAUGGAAAUUAUAAUUAAUGCGUUCCACAUGUCAGAUGAAAUAGCUAUUGAAACAAGAAAAAUAUUAGCAGUUCAAGAUCUUGUUUACAUAUUACCAACACUUUUAAAUCCCAAAAGUUUAGGAGAAGUAAAGUUGCGAAGUGCAGACCCGAAAAGAAAAAGUGAAAAUAAUUUCUAA
This is a messenger RNA of Belonocnema kinseyi, 690 nucleotides long. Its product is annotated as glucose dehydrogenase [FAD, quinone]-like. NCBI's taxonomy places the organism in Eukaryota, Metazoa, Arthropoda, Insecta, Hymenoptera, Cynipidae. Gene Ontology annotation, molecular function: flavin adenine dinucleotide binding; ecdysone oxidase activity. The record is from RefSeq and is a predicted model, not a curated record. The coding region runs from base 1 to 690 and encodes 229 amino acids. The transcript is spliced from 2 exons.